Nannizzia gypsea CBS 118893 is the source of this 2967-nucleotide messenger RNA. RefSeq lists its product as hypothetical. The record is from RefSeq and is a predicted model, not a curated record. The transcript has 7 exons. NCBI's taxonomy places the organism in Eukaryota, Fungi, Ascomycota, Eurotiomycetes, Onygenales, Arthrodermataceae. The coding region runs from base 1 to 2967 and encodes 988 amino acids.
AUGGCAUCCUUGGGCGUGGAAGUCCAUAUUCCUUCGCUCUCAAUUGACCGAGAUGCCUAUGAUGACAUAGAAAUGUCUUCCAGUGAUGCCGGAUGCUCCUCGAGUGAUGAGGAAACGCCUGCCAACGGUCAAAGCCCCCUUUCCCGAGAGAUAAAACCGGAAUUGCCUGUUGUGAGUAAAGAGUUAGAGGAGCUGGAGAGGAAAUCGAAUGAGGGCUUUCAGAUUCUCGAAAAGUUGGAGGCCAUAUUGAAGAAGUAUUCUUCUUCCACUAGAACCAAUGAGGCUCUUCGGAAACAAAUUUUGGAGACUAUGGACCAGGGCAAGAACCACCCCACAGUCACAAUUGGCGUAGUUGGCGCCACUGGUGCAGGAAAGUCCUCUCUAAUAAAUGCUCUUUUGGGAGAGAAACGCUUGGUUCCUACCAGUGGCAUGCGUGCAUGCACAGCAGCAAUAACGGAAAUAUCCUACGGUAACGGGCCAUGGAGAUAUGAAGCUGAGAUCCAGUUUAUAUCUAAGUCUAGUUGGGAGGAGGAGAUGCGUCUUCUAUUUGAAGACAUGCGGGAUGGGCUUGAUGACCUUCCCUCAACUUACGACUCUGACUUUGGCGUAGCAUGCGCCAAAUUUAAAGCUGUUUAUCAGCUGCCUCUCCAGGAUACCCAGACUAUAUCCAUUGAAGACCUCAUGAGAAAUUCUAACGUUGCGGCGGUUCUAGGCUCGACGAAAUACCUUUCGGGAAACAACGUUCUUGAGUUCUAUGAAGAACUCCGUAAAUAUGUGGACAGCGAGGACCCCUCCCUGGUCUCAAAUCAGGAUACCAUCGAUACCACGCAUAUGAUACCACAGAACAAACCUAUGCAGUUAUGGCCCCUUGUUGAGCUGGUGCGUCUACGUGUCAAAUCACCCGUUUUGUCAACUGGUGCCGUGCUUGUGGACCUCCCAGGGUUGCUAGAUGUCAACACAGCCAGAGGAACGCUGGCUCAGAAAUACAUAAAAAACUGCUCUGGUUUAUGGGUUCUAGCUCCAAUUACUCGAGCUGUGGAUGAUCAUUCGGCGAGAGUUCUGCUUGGAGAUGGCUUCAAGCGCCAGCUGCAACUGGAUGGCGGAAUGAGCCAGUUAGCUUUUAUCUGCAGCAAGACUGACGACAUCAAUCUGUCAGAGGCAGCUGACGAUCCCAGGUUGAAAUUGGCUAAAGAAACCCUGGAGACCUUUCAGAAAGAAAAAGGAGAGUACAUCAAAAGUAUACGUAAAAAGAUUUACAGCCUUAGAAAGAGGGACAAGCGCUUAAACUCGAAACUAGACAAGUUGGUGGAUUUUGCAAUUCAGAGCGACAGCGAAGUUGAUAACCCUGGUGAGCUAACCAACCAGAGCCCACCCGAUCAGGGUUUCAUGAACAUAUCCCCGUCACCCAGCCCUCGAAAGGCCGAGUUGUUGGUUUCCAGGAAGAAGAUGAAAGAAAAUCAAGCCACAAUUAAGGCUCAAACCCAAUCUCUAGAAAAAGAUGUUCUUUCUUACAAAAACCAGAUAAAACUCAAGACACGUGAAUUUGAACGUUGCUGUAUAGAGAAACGAAAUGAAUUCUCUGAGAUCCGCAUCAAGGAGGAUUUUGUUACCGGAUUCGCUCAGGCUAGCAUCACUAGCUAUGAUGACGGCAGCGAAUGCGCCAGUGAAGUUCCAUCUACCAAAGAGAAGUUGCACGUUUUUUGCGUAUCUGCAAAAGCAUUUCAGAUAUUGGAAGGCAGACUGAAGGAAGAUAAGAUAGCGAAAGGUUUUAUAACCACUGAGGAUACUGGAAUAUCCCAACUUCAGAGAUACUGUUUGAAUAUAGGUGUCGCAGCCCGUACAGCAGAACACAACAAAUUUUUGAAUAACGUUGGACAGCUGGCCAAUUCCGUGAAGCUUCAAGCGUCGAGACAUGUUGACUCCCUGGCAACACAGCAUAAUGACAAAAGAUUACUAGGAGAAGAACUCGAGACUCUCAAGGACGCUCUCGGUACUACGGUCCUCAACAUGUCAAAGGCUCUGUUGGGAGUAAGACAGCAACUAUACGCUGAUCUUGAUCAUGCCGCUGUUACAGCGAUUGCUGCUGCCGAUGGCCCUCCGUCUCGAUGGAAUCGGGGCAAAAAGAAUGGGGGCAUUGCGCACUCGACAUACAAAGCCAUCUGCCGGAGAUCUGGUGAAUUUCGAGAUGGUAAAGGCAAGAGAUACGACUGGGGAAGAGAAUUAGCUGAACCAAUGAUGGCAAUUAUUAGACCAGCGUGGGAAAGGGCCUUUAUCAGGCAAAUCCCCCAGUUGCUUAACAAAAUCUCGGAUUCUCUACGGAGAGAUAUGGGUGAAUUUCACAGAAGUGUGAUGAGGGACGUUCGAACCCUCAGCCAAACCAAUUCAAGGACCAAUAUCUUAAAUGACCAGUGCCUAAUAUACAAAGAAAAAAUUAGGCAAACAAUCCAUUUUGUCACUGGCAAGAUGGAUUCCAAGCAGAAGGAUCUAAACCGUAUCUUUAUUCCAACCAUCACGCUGGCCUUAAGGCCGGCUUACAGUACAGUUUUGAGAAUCAAAGGUGCUGGUUCAUUUGAGAAAAUCAAAGAUACCAUUGCUAAUUGCGUGGCUGAUUCCAAGUACGACAUGUUCCAUCGGGCUAUUAACACAAUAAAAGUCGAGCUCGAAGAGUUCGCUAAUGCCCUUGUCGACUUGGUUGGCCUCGACGUGGAGAAUGUUUUCGAUGGUAUGAGCGAGGACUAUUUGACAGACCUCAAAAACUCAAGCGAAAUGGAAAAGCCUCUUAAGGAAGAGCUCAUUUCAUUCUUGAACAGCACAUCACUAUUUGGCGAUCUUGCAAAACACACUGACAAUAACACGCCAAACUCUGACUUCAAGCCAUUGGUAGCAAUUACUAUGGACAGCUCUAGUGUCAAGACUGAACCAGAGUCCAUGGAUACUGAUGAAACGUUCAGCCCAACCAUUGACUGA